AUGGCCCCGCUACCAAAGCUCUCCGAAGAGUGGUGGCUCAGAAAUGUGGAUUACACCGAGCGUCAAGUCAAAUACAAGUCAAGAUAUGAAAACCUUGCUCAAGCCUGCCGUGACUUCAGGACUCAGCUCGCUAGGUUGGAAGCAGAGGGCAAGUAUCGGACGCCUCGACCAGGUGCCAGGCUUUGGACUCCUUCAAGGGUCAAGCAACGACUGUGCUGGCGGUUGGCUUGGAAGCUUUUCACCGGAAAUAUGAUUAGCCUCAUAACCCUCCCCAACUUUGCGUUCAACAGCAACGUUGGCGAGCAUAUCAACCGUGCCAACGAUGCAGGCGAGACGGGCGAUUAUGACGAUGGUGCAGCCGAGAGAGCUGAGACUGGUGUUACAGACUGGCGUGCUUCUGGGUCCGAUCGUCUGCACCUUCCGAUGCGUGAGAAUCUAGCAAGGACCUCAUAUUCUCUAGAAGACGCAAACACGAAACGGAAAGCCUCAUCGGCCAUCGAAGUUGAGCCUAAACGAUCCCGCCUGGGGCAAACACUUGAAAACUAUGGAGUUAACAUGACUCUUAAUCAUGUGCGUCUUGCGUCAGCCGACUUGCAACUCAUGCUAAUCAAGACUCCUAGGAGCGCGGCCGUGGUAAAGAAGAGGGCCACGCCACGCUGGGUCGCAAUCAAGCUGAACCCAAUGAUCCGACCUCAGCCAAUACUACGGGACAUAUUCAGUAUCUCCAGAUACAUCUGGCUCAACUACAGGCAAUCGCUGAGCUGAAGGAGCUAGUGAAUGGGUUGGAUACGCCAUCUUAUAGUAGAUCAUGGGAUGUUGAGGGUUCCCACGAGAAGAUAAUGAAGAUCCUGGAAGUCUCUCAGAAAUACUCCGAUGAGACUAAUUCUGUAUUUUCC
This is a messenger RNA of Periconia digitata, 896 nucleotides long. The record is from the annotation of a GenBank genome assembly. Lineage: Eukaryota; Fungi; Ascomycota; Dothideomycetes; Pleosporales; Periconiaceae.